Molecule: messenger RNA, 1049 nt
Organism: Cucumis sativus (cucumber)
Lineage: Eukaryota; Viridiplantae; Streptophyta; Magnoliopsida; Cucurbitales; Cucurbitaceae
Product: transmembrane protein 205
Exons: 3
Coding region: 168-809 (213 amino acids)
Source: RefSeq, a predicted model, not a curated record
AUUUUGGAAAACAACAAUAAUGAAAAGAAAAUAAAAGAAAAUUUGCGUUGGCUUACCAACCAAGUACUAAUAGACAUUACCUUCUUCUGCUUCUUCUCGCCCAUCGGCUCAGUUCUUCUUCAAUUUCAAUUUCCUUCUGUACACAAAUCGCCUCAAGAGACCUAGAAAUGGCGUGGUUGACCCGGUUCCUAACGGCGGUGGUUUUUCUCGCUAUAGGAGUAGUAUUUUCGCCGGAGACCUUCGGAUCCAACUCCAAAACCUUCAAUGCGCCCAAGCUUUCCAUGUAUCUCAAAUUAGCUCAUCUUCUCAGCUAUUCCACCGCUUGGGGCGCCUCUCUAUGGGUCACCUUCAUUGGCGGCAUCAUCAUGUUCAAGAAUCUUCCGAGGCACCAAUUUGGCAAUCUUCAAAGCAAGAUGUUCCCUGCCUACUUCUCAAUGGUUGGGAUUUGCUGUGCCACAUCUGUUGCAGCUUUUGCUUAUCUUCACCCAUGGAAGUCUGCAGAAACUUCUGAGAGGUACCAGCUUGGGUUUCUGAUAUCGGCGUUUGCUUUUAAUUUGGCCAACCUGUUUGUCUUCACACCUAUGACAAUUGAGCUGAUGAAACAAAGACACAAAGUGGAGAGGGAAAGUAACAUUGGCGAGGAAGUUGGAUGGUCAAAAAAUGUAGAAGUUGCAAAAGUGAACCCAAAACUUGCAGCAAUGAACAAGAAAUUCGGGAUGAUUCAUGGGUUGUCUUCUCUUGCUAAUAUCCUAGCAUUUGGUAGUCUUGCAAUGCACUCCUGGUAUCUGGCAGGUAAACUUAAUCUGUAACUCAAAAUGUUCUCCUUCCCCUUUUAAGUGUAUGACUGUAGUUUUACAUCCAUUAAGCAAUUGCUCAAGUGCUCUCUUUCUCUGCUAGACUAAACAUAUAUCGUUGGAUGGUUUGAUGAAGAAAAAAAUGGGAAAUAAAGGUGUUGUAUUGAUAUCACUGUCUAUGUUUAGUGUCUGUCAGAGGAAUGUUGCUUGUUUUUUUGUCCAUUGCUGCAAAGGGAUUUUGUUAUAUUUCUACUA